CCCCCAUUACCGGGUCGCCGCAUCUCGAGGCUCAACUCGUCAGAAAUCACUUCACCAAUACUCGACUUUCAGAAAAUCGAUCCCACUCGGCCAUUGACUUGCGGAUAUCGGAAUCGGCCCCACAACAUCAGGUCACUCGGCAUUAGGUGUCAGCUAUAUAGCUAAGUUCCGUCGCACAAACCGUCCAUGUUCUCGGCAAGUAAAACAACGCUGUCAAAAUUUCAAAAAAGAAAACAAGCAUGCCGCAUAUUAAGCAAAUAGUAGCCAUUAGGAGAAAGCCCGGUCUCACCCGACAGGAGUUUUUCGACUAUCACUUCCAAGUUCACGGCAAACUCAGCCAAGCACCCUCUCCAGAUAUUACUCCAUCAAAGUAUUUCCAGACCCAUAUCCAGGAUGCGGUAUACAAUAAUCAAGAAGGCCGAGGCGUAAACGCCAAUCCUUGGUGGGCCUUUUCCGAUGACAUCGUUGAGCUUUACUUCCAAUCUGAAGAUCAUAUGAAGACGAUUUUCGGCUCGCAAUAUGUCAGAGAACACGUCGGGCCGGAUGGUAUCAACUUCUCCGACUUUGCAUCGGCAUUACCCGUGACCGUUCAGGAAAGAGUUGUUCCGCUACACGAGUCUGGGAACGUGCCAUCUGAAGACGUUGACACCUUAUCGGUUUCACCUGUCGCGAUGUACUACUUAACUGUAACCGGCGGCGAAACCGACGAUAUCAUCACGGGAUUCGUCAAUAGUUUGCAGAAGUUCGCAGGGAGCCAGGUCCGCACUCUUGUUGCGAAUACUCCAGUAGAGCUGAGCCUCAACCCGGAUGCUUAUUUUGGGAGCAACCCCAACCGUCCAAAAUUCAAUUUGAUCUUCGCAAUCCAUCUACACGGUAAGGAAAGCGUCGCGGACGUGAGGAAAGCCCAGAAAGAUUUUGAGGCAGGGCAUGGAGCCAUGAUCAAUCUCCCAAAUUCAUGGAUCGCCUUCGGUCAACGCGGCCUCGUGCUCAAUCAGGACCACAAUAUUCAGUUUGAUUCAUCUCGGCAGCCCAAACUAUAGG
Molecule: messenger RNA, 1041 nt
Organism: Fusarium odoratissimum NRRL 54006
Lineage: Eukaryota; Fungi; Ascomycota; Sordariomycetes; Hypocreales; Nectriaceae
Exons: 3
Coding region: 240-1040 (266 amino acids)
Molecular function (GO): oxidoreductase activity
Source: RefSeq, a predicted model, not a curated record